AUGAAGCCUAAAUACAGCGUCACGCGUGAUGCACAAGAUGAGGCGGAAGACUCAGUUUCCCUUCAGUUCAAGUCACCUAGCGACGGGGCAGGGGACGAAACGACAGAAAGCAAAUCACAGGAGACGCUGGAAAUCCCCCGCUGGCAGUCAAUAUUUUUGACAAUAUCCCUUAUGUUAUCGCUUUUCUGUGUGUCAUUAGAUGACACCGUCCUUGCUACUGCUAUUCCAAAGAUCACCACUCAGUUCCAUUCUCUUGAUGAUGUGGGCUGGUAUGGAAGCUCUUACCUCUUUUCCACGUGUGCCGUGCAGUUACAAUUCGGCAAGAUCUACUCUUUGUUCGCUACUAAAUGGGUAUACCUUUGGUCAGUCUUUGUCUUUGAGGCUGGCUCCCUCCUCUGCGCAGUGGCGCCAAACUCAGUGGCACUUAUCGUCGGACGAAGUAUCGCUGGCUUAGGCUCAGCGGGUAUAACUUUGGGCUCGUUUGUCGUAAUGACACGACUGGUACCCCUACGCUACCGACCGAUGUAUACCAGCCUUUUGACCUCGAUGCAUGGCAUAGCCUGUGUGGCGGGUCCUCUGCUUGGAGGUGUAUUCACCGAUUACGUCACCUGGAGAUGGGGCUUCUAUAUGAACCUAUCCAUGGGGGCAAUUGCCAUCGUGUGCAUUGUAUUUUCUAUGCCACCAUUGCCUCCCACCCAGCGACUCAAUUUCAGCAAGAAGCAAAUGCUCGGACAGAUUGACCCGAUCGGCAAAGUGAUACUAGUUCCAGCUGUUGGGGAAACGAAAUAUCCAUGGGAUAAUGGACGUAUCAUUGCUCUAUUUUGUGUGUCCGCAGUGCUUACUGCAGCCUUUAUUAUCAUUCAGCUCUGGCAGAAGGAUCGAGCUAGUAUCCCGUUGCAUAUUGCUAAGGAUCACAAUAUCCUUGGAGCUUUGUGGUUUUCCGUUUGUCUCGGCUGCACUCUGACGGUCUUCACCUACGAUCUCCCGAUCUGGUUCCAGGCUGUGAAGGGUGUGUCAGCCACCAAGUCUGGUAUCAUGAACCUGCCCAUGAUUCUCGGUUUGGUCAUUGUCUCCUUAUUCGCUGGAGCUCUGACCUCAUGGAUCGGGUAUUACACUCCACUACUCAUGGUGUCCGCUAUCAUCACUCCAGUAGGGCUUGGACUGCUCAGUACAUUGGAGGUUGAUUCGGGCAUUGGAUAUUGGUUUGGAUAUCAAGUAUUGAUGGUGUUUGGCCUAGGAAUUGGCAUACAGACUGUAUUGCUUGUCUCGCAAGUCACUGUACCUUUAAAGGACAUACCCGUAGCUACGACCCUCUUGUUGUUUGGGCAGACUUUGGCUGGAGCAGUUUUCCUCCCAGUAUGUCAGUCAGUUUUCCAGAACCAGUUGGUAUCUAAUCUGCAUGAGUAUGCCCCGGAUGCCAACUCCAACGAUAUCCUUGAAGGUGGCAUAACUGGACUGCGCAAAGUCGUUUCCGCGGAGCAGUUGCCAUCUGUUUUGACCGCGUACAAUAAAGCUCUCACCCAGUCCUUCUAUGUGGCUGUCGCCUUGUCCUCUCUGUCUAUCCUGGGACCUGUUUGGUUAGACAGGGUUUCCCUGAAGAGUUCUCAGAGUGUGACAGAUCCAUCACCGCAAGAGGCAUCUCCCCUUGGGUUGUCUGCCAAAAUCGAAUAA
Molecule: messenger RNA, 1671 nt
Organism: Penicillium pulvis
Lineage: Eukaryota; Fungi; Ascomycota; Eurotiomycetes; Eurotiales; Aspergillaceae
Product: MDR family MFS transporter
Exons: 5
Coding region: 1-1671 (556 amino acids)
Biological process (GO): transmembrane transport
Molecular function (GO): transmembrane transporter activity
Source: RefSeq, a predicted model, not a curated record